AUGUCUCCUCAAGACAAUUCUCCCGAGGGGAACAAGCCUGAGGGCUUGUCCAAGUACCUCAAGCGCAUGAAAACUGUUCUGCGCACUCGCUCUAGUUCUAAGCGACAAUCUGCGACCCCACUCGAAACAACCAAGACUACUACCCCUACGCCUGCAACAAAUCCAACUGCAGAGCCAGCCAAGCUUACAAGCGACUACAGCGCCGCCCAGCGCGACAAGGCCAGCGUCCUGUUCGCUAAAUACGGCCUAACCCUAGAACCAGGCGAAUGGAAGUCCCCAACAGACCUCCCGCUAGCCCGCGUCACCAAGCCCGUUCGCAUGCGAGUGCGCCGAACCUGCCACCGCUGCGACACGACCUUUGGCCCAAAUAAGAUCUGCAUAAACUGCCAACACCCACGCUGCAAGAAAUGUCCCCGCUUCCCAACAGAGCGGACCAAGGAUCCAGCUGAGCCCAAGGUUCCCAAGGCCAAGAUCUCCGAGCUCCUUGCCCGUGGAAAUGGAGGGCACACGUCGCAUCUGCGCCUGUCCAAGGACGACCCUGCCGCUCCGCUUAAGCUGUCCAGUCGGACUGGGGGGCCGGACUUUAUCCGUAAGGAGGUUCGGCAUCGCACUCGACGCUCUUGUCAUGCUUGCGGCGUUGGGUUUGCCUCUGGCGAGAAGCAGUGCUUUUCUUGCAACCAUGUUCGUUGUAAGAAGUGUCCUAGGGAACCGGCAAAGUUGGAGAAAUACCCUGAUGGGUAUCCUGGUGACUUCGAUCCGCCGAAACCGGUCAAGGCAGAUCGUGUUUACAAGAAGGCUAGAUGCCGGGUGCAUUAUAUUUGCCAUGUUUGUUCGAGUCACUUCAAUGAUGAUGCGAAGAGUUGUGGCAAGUGUGGACAGGCGAAGUGUGCUGAGACUAUAAGAAUUCCACCGAAAAAGAUCAAGCGAGAGCCUGACCCGGAAGUUCUCAGACAGGUUGAGGAGAAACUAGCAGCCUUGGUUAUCGGGGAGUGA
Molecule: messenger RNA, 993 nt
Organism: Penicillium taxi
Lineage: Eukaryota; Fungi; Ascomycota; Eurotiomycetes; Eurotiales; Aspergillaceae
Exons: 3
Coding region: 1-993 (330 amino acids)
Source: RefSeq, a predicted model, not a curated record